AUGAUAAGAUUAAGAUUUCGAAAUACGAGACCAGCAGCUGUUCGCAAUCGUCGAAUUACUUCGGAUAGUGAUAGGCCAUGGACGCCAGUAACAAAAUUGGGUCGUUUAGUUAAGGAUAGAAAGGUCACAAGCAUUGAAGAAAUUUAUUUACGUUCACUUCCUAUUCAAGAAUACCAAAUCGUUGAUUGUCUGUUACCAAAUCUUCAUGAUAAAGUUUUGAAAAUUUUACCUGUUCAGAAACAUACAAGAGUUGGGCUACGAACUCGAUUUAAAGCCUUUGUAGCAGUUGGUGAUGCCAAUGGUCAUGUAGGACUCGGAGUUAAAUGUGCUAAAGAAGUUGCGUCUGCUAUUCGUGGUGCUAUUUAUAAUGCUAAAAUCGCUGUUAUUCCAAUUCGCCGAGCUUUCUGGGGAAAAAAGUUUGGCAAUCCGCACACAAUUCCUUGCAAAGUAUUUUUUUAA
Molecule: messenger RNA, 459 nt
Organism: Dracunculus medinensis (Guinea worm)
Lineage: Eukaryota; Metazoa; Nematoda; Chromadorea; Rhabditida; Dracunculidae
Source: the annotation of a GenBank genome assembly